AACAGCUCUAGUCCAGGUCACUUCUUAAGAAGAAAAACCAGAAAAAGGUAGCGUUGGCUCAUCAUGACCAUUGGAAUUCAGGUCCAUCAGAAAGCUUUACGUUUCCUGCCAAGUACAGCAUUGAUGCAUCCCUGGCAAUUGAAGACGAUGAUGAGCAUAGCAAUCCUUCUCGUCUUUCCUUUUCUCUCUUCUUCGCUACUCGAAGGGAAUUGCAGCUAUGAUGAGUGCUUCAGGAGAUGAUCACAUGAAAUCGCCCCGCUACGAAGAUCCAUCAGCAAAGCUCUGGUAUUCCUAUCUCACAGAAGCAGAAAAGCACGAUCGCGCACUAGCGCACAACUGGAAGGGCGACAUGGACUCAAUUCUGAUAUUUGCUGGUCUGUUUUCUGCUAGCGUGACUGCAUUCAUUAUAGAAAGCUACAAGUCACUGUUACCCAAUACAGAUGACAAGGUCAUAUUCCUGCUUGCCCACAUUUCCGAUCAGCUAGGUGUCCGUGUCCAACGGGUCGCACCCAGCUAA
Molecule: messenger RNA, 517 nt
Organism: Desarmillaria tabescens
Lineage: Eukaryota; Fungi; Basidiomycota; Agaricomycetes; Agaricales; Physalacriaceae
Exons: 3
Coding region: 218-517 (99 amino acids)
Source: RefSeq, a predicted model, not a curated record